CCCGCGGCCCCAGGCUCCUGUUCCUCCGCGGCCACGGGCAGGACGUGGCCAGAUGCACGCCGGUGUUGCCGCUCCGGAGGGCUGGCGGCCAUGGGGGCGUCCUCCCCUCCCUGGGUGGGCAGCGCCUCGGUCACAAGCAGCAGUGGCGCCGACGGCCACGAGGGCAUCGUCUGCCCCGGCCCGGGCUGGCAGUGCGCGGCUCUCCUCCGGCCCCGGGGGUGGUGACGGCGGGGCUGGCUCCCCUCACGUUGGGGCUGGCGGGUGUAUGGUGUCUCUGCUUGCUACCAGCACCCCUCCCCACGGAGCCGGCAGGGCUGGCUCCCCCAGCAGCAUGGCUGGGGCCGUGGCACGGUGCCCUCCCGCCUGGUGUCGCUGCCUCAGGCCAGGCAGACGGUGUCCCCCACGACGGGAAGGGCUUUCUCAGCCGCCAUCUUGACCAGGUGAUGUGUAACGGCCGCUUCGGGCCGUUGGCCCCGUUUUCCCGCCCUUUUCUGGCGGGUCCCACAGGGCACCGCUACGCAUGCGCGGCCACCAAUCCUGCCCUGGUAACAGCGGGCGGAGACGCGGAGGGGUGGCCCCGCCCCCGGGCUUUGCGCACACCUAUAAGAAGGAGACUCUUGGCCUCCGGCCCCGCCCCAGCCCCGAGCGGCUUCGUCCAGUCAGAGCUCGGAGUUCGCAACGACCGCAGCCACGCCCACGGCCGCGGCCCCUUUUCCUGCAACCGUUAUUCGGCCGGCCAAUCCCUACCUAGGUUUACUUUUUGUCCCGCCCCUCUUCUUGGAGCCAACCAAUCCAAUAUCACUUUCCUCUUGCUUUGUGGUCACGCCCGUUUCCGGCCGUAUGGCAGGUCUUGCCGCUGAUUGGCCCAGCGCUAUGCAGUUGCGCAUGCGCCUAGCUACUCACCGCCCCUCCUUUCAGAGGGCGCCGCGCUUCUAUUGCGCACGCGCCUUCCCUCGGCCUUUCCCCCCCUGCGCAUGCGCCGGGUCCCAAGCGGGUGUAGCCGCUCCCUAGCGACGCGUCGCUCCCAGCUCUUCCCCGCCCGCCGCGCAUGCGCUCGACGGGGGCACCAUGCCAUGCGCAUGCGUGUGCGCCCCCUUCCCCUCCCCGGCCCCUCUACUGCGCGUGCGCGCGGUGGUCGGGCCUGGUUCCGGUUCGGCUCCGGCCGCAGGCGCCAUCUUGGACGCGGGGACGGCGGCGGCGGCGGUCGCACGGAGCAGCGACCCCCGCCCGGCCCCCGCGGCCCGCCCCUAGAGCCUCCCCGCGUCGCCCGGCCCCCACAGCCCCUCGGCCCCGAGCGCCCCCACAGCAUCCUGCCCUGCCCCUGCGCGCCCCGCCGCCGCCGCCGCCCAUGGAGCCGCGCCCGGCCCCUGCCGGCGCCCCGGGGAGCCCGCGGGCGUCUCGCGGCCGCCCCCGGCCCCGGCCCCUAUAGGAGCUCCUGCCGGCGCCCGCCCCCGCCCUCGCCCGUGCUGGGCCCCGCGGGCUGCCGGACCUCCCCGCGGCCGCCGCCCCCGCCCCCCCCCCCCACAGGGGCUUUGGCGCCCAUAGAGGUCCCCUCUUUCCCAGGCAGCCCUAUAGGGGUCUGACUUCCUGGGCUCUGCCCCUCACUAGCCUCUUCCCCCGAUACAGCCUGCUUCCUUCACGGUCUCUGUGGGGGAGCCCAUGGGGGCCCUGUAGUUCUGCCAGCGCCCCCCCGGCCGCCCAUGGCUCGGCGGUAGCUGGGGCUCCCUCCCUGCAGCGCCGCUCCCUGCCCCGGCCCGACCCCGCGCGGGGGGAGGCUGGCGGCACGCAGCCCCCUGCACCCCCAGGGCCCCCCGGUGGAGCGGGGCUGGACCCUUCGAGGGCUCACGCACAGCCCCAGGUGGGGGUAGGGGGCCGGCACCUCGCGCUCGCCUCCCAUUCCCCCCCACCCGUAUAGAGCCCCCCGUCCCGGGACGGCGUCGCUCGCGGGGGUGCCAGCCCCCCACCCCUCCCCGGAGCUGGAGCCGCCAGGCUGCAGGCGUCCUCGACUGCUGGCUGCUUCUGGGAGCCCCCCCAGGUGCCUGAGUUCCCUGAGGGGGCUGGGUACCCAUGUGCCUGAGAUCUGCAAGUGCUGACCCCCGCCCACACACGCAGGAGGAGAGCGGGGCCCGUGGGGCGCGCACGGGCCGGCAGCCAUGCCCUCCGGCGCCCGGGCCGGCAGCCUCAAGGACCCCGAGGUGGCCGAGCUCUUCUUCAAGGACGACCCCGAGAAGCUCUUUGUCGACCUGCGUGAGAUCGGCCAUGGCAGCUUCGGCGCUGUAUACUUCGCCCGUGACAUGCGGAGCAACGAGGUGGUGGCCAUCAAGAAGAUGUCAUACAGCGGAAAGCAGUCCAACGAGAAGUGGCAGGACAUCAUCAAGGAGGUGAAGUUCCUGCAAAAGCUGCGGCACCCUAACACCAUCGAGUACAAGGGCUGCUACCUGCGUGAGCACACGGCCUGGCUGGUGAUGGAGUACUGCCUGGGCUCAGCCUCUGACCUGCUAGAGGUGCACAAGAAGCCACUGCAGGAGGUGGAGAUUGCGGCCAUCACGCAUGGAGCCCUGCAGGGCCUGGCCUACCUGCACACCCACAACAUGAUCCACAGGGACGUGAAGGCUGGAAACAUCCUGUUGACAGAACCGGGGCAGGUGAAGCUUGGGGAUUUCGGCUCUGCCUCCAUCGUGGCUCCUGCCAAUUCCUUCGUGGGCACCCCUUACUGGAUGGCGCCUGAGGUGAUCUUAGCUAUGGAUGAGGGGCAGUAUGACGGCAAGGUGGACGUCUGGUCCCUAGGCAUCACCUGCAUCGAGCUGGCGGAGAGGAAGCCGCCGCUGUUCAACAUGAAUGCCAUGAGUGCCUUAUACCACAUCGCCCAGAACGAUUCGCCUGUGCUGCAGUCCAGCCACUGGUCGGAGUACUUCCGCAACUUUGUGGACUCGUGCCUGCAGAAGAUCCCGCAGGACCGGCCGGCCUCUGAUGUGCUGCUCAAGCACCGGUUCCUGCUGCGUGAACGGCCACCCACGGUAGUGCUGGAGCUGAUCCAGCGCACCAAGGAUGCAGUGCGGGAGCUGGACAACCUGCAAUACCGCAAAAUGAAGAAGAUCCUCUUCCAGGAGGCGCCCAACGGCCCUGGCCCUGACGGCCCUGAUGAUGACGAGGAGGCGGAGACAAUGGUGCAACGCGGUGGCACGGUGAGCAGCGUGGGCAGCAGCCACUCAGUGCCCAGCAUGUCCAUCAGCGCCAGCAGCCAGAGCAGCAGUGUCAACAGCCUGGCUGAUGAGGCCUCUGACCCCGAGGGGCCUGGCCCCGACCCCGAUGAGGAUGAUGGCCCUGGCCUGGCCCUGCUUCAGGAGGGCGAGCACACUGUGGCUUCCAACAGCUCUGUCAUCCACCGCCUCCCGGGCCACGAUAGCCUGUAUGAUGACCCAUACCAGCCUGAGAUGGAGGCCCAGAGUUCAUCGGCCGCCCGGCGCCGCGCCUACUGCCGCAACCGCGACCACUUCGCUACCAUCCGCACUGCCUCGCUGGUGACGCGGCAGAUGCAGGAGCAUGCGCAGGACUCAGCACUGCGGGAGCAGCUGAGUGGCUACAAGCGCAUGCGGCGGCAGCACCAGAAGCAGCUGGCGGCGCUGGAGAAUCGCCUGCGUGCGGAGCGCGAUGAGCACCAGCUGCGCCUGGAGCGGGAGCUCGAGGCACAGCGCGGGUCCUGCGUUGCUGAGGCCGACAAGCUGGCCCGCAAGCACCAGGCCAUCUGUGAGAAAGAGAUCAAGGCAGCGCUGGCGGAGGAGAAGAAGUUCCAGCAGCACAUCCUGGCGCAGCAGAAGAAGGAGCUGGGAGGCCUCCUUGAGGCCCAGAAACGACACUACAAGCUGCGAAAGGAGCAGCUCAAGGAGGAGCUGCAGGAGAACCAGAGCACACCCAAGCGGGAGAAGCAGGAGUGGCUGCUGCGCCAGAAGGAGGCGCUGCAGCAGCGUCAGGCUGAGGAGGAAGCGGGGCUGCUGCGGCGCCAGCGCCAACAUUUCGAGCUCCAGUGUCGCCAGUACAAGCGCCGCCUGCUCCUGGCUCGCCAUGGCCUCGACCAGGACCUGCUGCGCGAGGAGCUGAACAAGAAGCAGACGCAGAAGGACCUGGAGUGUGCUAUGCUGCUGCGGCAGCACGAGUCGUCUCAGGAGCUGGAGCUGCGGCAGCUGCACACGGUGCAGCGCACACGUACAGAGCUGACGCGCCUGCAGCACCAGACGGAGCUGUCCAACCAGCUGGAGUACAACAAGCGGCGCGAGCAGGAGCUGCGCCAGAAGCACGCCGCUGAGGUCCGCCAGCAGCCCAAGAGCCUCAAAGUAGGUGGCUGCGCCCCCCCAGGCCAGCGCCAGCCCUGCGGGCAGGGGGCGGCAAGCGCCCUGCAGCCAGGCCAGGCCACCUCGACACAUCCAGAUCCCGAUGGCCGCGCGGUGUCAGGACAGCCAGAACCUGAGGGCUGGGCUGUAUUAGGCGGCCUUGAACCCGAUGGCCAGGAGGCCUUGGCGCACCUAGAACCUGAGGGGCGAGCUGUCUUGGGCCGCCUAGAACCGGAUGCCCGGGUUCUGUUGGGUCAGCUAGACCCCAAUGGUCGGGUGGCGUUGAGUGACUUAGAACCGGACGGCCGGGCUGCGUUUGGACACCUAGAACCCAGCAGGCGGGGCACAUUGGGAGACCUAGACCCCAGUGGCCAGGUGGUGCUUAGACACCUAGAGCCCGAUGGGCAGGCUGCCCCAGGAGACUUAGAACCUGCUGGGCGCGUGGUGUUGGGGCAUCUAGAUCCUGAUGGGCAGGAGGCUGUGGCACUAGAGCUGAGCUGGGCUGCACUGGGUGGCCUGGAGCCCGAUGGGCAGGAGGCACCAGGGCUGGCGGAGCUGAGUGACCUGGAGCCUGAUGGGCAGGAGGUGCCGGGCUGGGUGUUGGAGCCGGACCUGAGCGACCUGGAGCCGGAUGGGGAGGCGGCAGCGGGUGUGCUGGAGCGGGCCAGCCAGGGCCAGGACGAGGAGGAUGAGGAGGGGCCAGGCCCGCGGGGCCCUGGGGAUGGCUGCCCAGCCCCUGAGCGGGCGUGGGCAGGCACUGGGUUGGAGCGGUGGCGGGUGCCAGGCUCCCCUCUGUUGCCGCAUGCCGUGUGUGCAGCACUGGCGCUGCUGGCAGCUGCCUGGCCCUCGGCACCUGCCCUCCUCCUGCUGCUGGCGGCGCUGUGGGCACCAGGCAGUGGAGGGGCACUGGAGGGAGUGCUGGCAGGACUGGGCGUGGCUGGUGCACUGUGGGGCAGGGCUGUGCCAGCAUUGGGGCUGGCAGUGCUGGCACUUAGUGCCUGCCGGGGCCGGCUGUAUGUACCGGUGCUGCUGGGCGCCUUGCGCCUGCUUGCUGCACCCUGGCUCUUUGUGCCACUCUAUGCGGCGGCUGCAUUGGCCCGGGGUGCGGGUGGGGGGGCAGCGCGGCGCCUGGCCCGGCGCCUCUGCCUGCAUGCCCUGCUGCGCCUACCUGCGCCCACCUUCCGCGCACUGGUGCUGGCCGGACUGGUGUCAGAGCGUGGGCUCUACCGCCUCUUCCCCCGUGCCCGCAAAGGCGGCUUCCGCAGCCGCCUGCCUGUGCUGGCGCCCCGUGCCCGCCGCCCACCUGCCCACCGCCCCGGCCUGCGCACCCUGCUGGCCCGCCUGCUGGCCUUCCUGCCUAGCCCGGCCCUGCGCUGCCUGGCGGGUGUACGGCUUCUGCGCCCACAACCACCCAGCCGCCUGCCCCGGCCCAGCCGCCUGCCCCGGCCCUGCCGCCAGCGCCCCGCUGUGCAGGCCGCCUGCCGCACCUCUGCCCCUGGCCCCCACCUGCCACGCCGGCCCUGGCGCUGACCCUGGGUCUCUGGGGAAUGCAGCCCCUCUCCUUUGUGGGGUGUCUUGUCACGGUGCUGCAGGGCAGGGGUGUCUGGGUCUCUGAGCCUCUGCCUCCCUCUGCUCAUAACACUAUGCCCCAGGCCUGAGGCGCCCAGGUGUCCGGGGAACCUCCCUGCCAGGGGGUGAGGUGCGUUUCUGGUCCCAGCCCCUGCGGGGAGGGGGGUUCUGGGGCUAUUGGGGCCUUUCUGGGAGGCAGGACAUUACCCACCCCACUCUGCCUCUUUUCGAUCCCAAAAUUCCCUCUUGUGUGUCUACCUCCCCCCACACCCAUCCUCCCCCUCACUCCCCUGGGCCCUGGUCUGCUGCCCCCUCUUCAUUUGCUUUUUCCAUCCUUUUUGGGGGGCAAAGCUGGGGGCUCAGCACAGCUGCACUGGGGGUUGGGGCAGCCCCUUUUUCACACCCCCGCCAUGUGGGUGGCCGGCGUCCACACUUCGCAGAUGCUCAUGCCCUGGGUCGGGCCACGGUUGCCCUACAGAGAUGUCCUUUGCCUGCAUGCCCAGGGCUGCUUCCAGGACACACGUGUCUAUGGGUAGGUGCACACAACUCUAUAGGUGGAUGCACGCAUCUUACCUGUACAUCUGUAUUGAGACCUAGACUUUAACACCAAGGGUGUGUGUGUGUGUGUGUGUGUGUGUGUGUGUGUUGGAUACAAGUUACACGUGUGUAAUUUGUAUAGAUAUUGUCUGUGUGCACGUGUUAUACCUAAAUUAUAUUUCUUAAUCAUUGUCAUAUGUGUGUAUACAUGCAUAUGUGUACAUACAUAUGUAUAUAGAAGUAAUAUAUCAAAGCUAAUUUGUGUGUGUGUGUGUAAUUGAAGCUAUAUAUAUAAAAAGCCAGCUUUGAUAUACAAGUCGUUUUUAAGUAUCUGCACAUAAAGCUUGCAUAUAUAAGUUAUCUCAGGAACUUGUAUAUAUGGAAGUUUGAGAUCUCUGUAUAUAUAAUAAACUUGUAUAAAAGUAAGUGAUAUUUGGAUACAAGUGACUUGUAGAUCAAAGUUCUAUAUAUGCACAUGUCUGAGGAGCUGUGUGUAUAUGUGUAUGUAAAAGGUUUGUGUACACGUGCACACACACACGUGUCACUUUUAUGCAGGUAGUCAUGCAUAUCAAAAGUUUUAUGUGCACAUGUAUCUUGGUAAGAUAAUCUGUAUGUAUAUACAACUGCUAUACAUGCAAUUUAUAUGCAGAUAAGUUGUUGUAUAUCAGUUUUAUCUAUACUUAGCUCAGCAGUGUGUGUAGAAGAAACAAGGAAACUAGCCAGAAAAGUGAAGCCGGAGGAGCUGAGACGGGGCUGAGAUGCUUGUGUAGAUACACAUUGUAUGUAUGUAUGUGUGUAUAUCUAUACAGGGAUGUAGCUGGUAACUGUGUUGGUCUGAGACAAAAAGAAAUGCAAAAUUCUCAAGCUCUUGGUUCAGAGAUGAUACCUUUUAUUAGGUCAACUAAAUCAUAUUGCAAAGAAAGAUCACUUUUUUGCAAUGUCUUGGUCCAAUAAAAAGUAUCAUCUCAGCCAAGAGUUUGCAUUUACACACUCACACACUGUUUAUCAAGUCCUUGUGCAACUUUAACAAUUUUGGAUGUACAUAGGAGUGAAGCAAACUGGAAACGGUGACUGAAAGCAGAAUUUACUUUUUUAGUGCAGCAGAAGCUAUCUAUGCAUUGGGUAAGGAUGACAUGCAAUUCAUGAAGUCCCUCAGCAACUGGAACAUGUUUGCUAUAAGCUGGAAAACUGGAUUGAACGAUGCAUCAUGAAAGAUGGCUGCUCUGUUGAAGUCUAGAAAUUUGAGCUGCUUGUGUUAAAACGGGCUGAGUUCUGCUUUCAGUCGCCAUUUCCAGUUUGCUUCGAUCUGGUGUACAUCCAGAGUUGUUAGAGUUUAAAGUUGCACAAGGACUUGAUAAACAUCCUGUACAUACAUAAACUUGUGUGUGUGUGGUAUGUGUGAGUGCAAGGGAUGUAGGUUGUAGUUGUGUUGGUCUAGGGACGGAAGAAAAAGGGUCUUCGGGGGAAUCUGGUAUCUUUUAUUAUACCAACUCAAAGAGUUUUUUCACCUAUUUGAGUUGGUCGAAUAAAAGUGUUCAGAUUCCCCCAAAGAACCUUGUCUGUAUGUGUACACACACAUGCAUGCAUACAUACAUACCUACAUACGUGUGUACACACUAAAUAUAUGUCUAUAUAGUAAAGCUGAUACAGAAGCACUGCACAGAUAAAAGUUACUUGUAUCUUGAUUUUUAGUGUACAUGUAUCAGUAAUCACAUGUGUAGCAGCUAAUGUGUGUAAGAAACUGAUACACAAGUAACUUACAUGCAGAGGAGGUGCUUGAACAUGACAGGUUUCUACACACUCAUGAGUAACUUGCACACACACAUACAUAACUGAUGAUGCACGUGCCUGGGACUGAUACACACGUCUCUUUUAUGUGCAGAUAAUUACUUCUAUAUUGCAGUUGUGUCUGUGUACACACGCACACAGUUGAUACAGAUGUAACUCGGGGGGAGGUGUGCACGUAACACUUUGGUACAUGAGGAACUUCUCUGCAAAAGUGACUUGUAUAUCAAAGGUUUCUAGACCCAUCUGUCAAGGCUGAGCAUGUCAGUUGUGUGUACACAUACCAUUAAGUGUGCAAUAUGUGCAGGUGUGCCACACACACACACAGUCCCUCAGGUGUCCAGGUCAUGUACCACAACGGGAAGUGCAAGGCCUCUGCCCGGUGUGAACACACACGUGUACAAGCUCUUCACUAUGAGCAGCAGCUGGUUCUUGGCGCGGAGCUGGGCUCUUUCCCACCCCUGCCCCUGGUUCCUUCGUUCCUCCCCUGGUUCGGGGCAGCUGCUCAGUUUGGUUCCAUCCCCAGUGUUGGUUUCCCAUGGGGUUAUUUAUGCCCCCCCCAGCUCGGUGCUGCCCCCGUGCGUCUCCUAUCCCCAUCACUACAGUCUCAUGUGGCUUGGAAGGGGUCCCCGGUGCAGGGUGCUGGGAGUGUGGGCGCCCCCGGCCCUGCCUGCGUGCCCCAGCUGCCUCCAGCCCACUCUUAGCAAGACCGGGGGAAAGCCAGCGGGUGCACUCAGGCCUCAUGUGUCCAGGAUGCAUGCACACCCAUAAAGCCGUGAGGGUCCAGGACAUGUGCAGGGGGCCCAGGCGGCCGGGCCCCCACGCACCCAUUUGUUUUCCGAACCAGCCCAAGACCCCGGGUCUGAGCCACCCGCACCUCCUCCCCCCUCCCCCUAUUUAUUUGCCCCUCACCCUGUGCGUGCCCCCCUCCACCCUGCUUUGCUCCGUUUGAUUUGAAGCCGAUUAAAGGUGGUUGCAGCUCUCCA
Molecule: messenger RNA, 9205 nt
Organism: Alligator mississippiensis (American alligator)
Lineage: Eukaryota; Metazoa; Chordata; Crocodylia; Alligatoridae
Gene: TAOK2
Product: TAO kinase 2
Exons: 17
Coding region: 2154-5858 (1234 amino acids)
Biological process (GO): protein phosphorylation
Molecular function (GO): protein kinase activity; ATP binding
Source: RefSeq, a predicted model, not a curated record